Molecule: messenger RNA, 2652 nt
Organism: Wyeomyia smithii (pitcher-plant mosquito)
Lineage: Eukaryota; Metazoa; Arthropoda; Insecta; Diptera; Culicidae
Product: peroxidase
Exons: 1
Coding region: 247-2301 (684 amino acids)
Biological process (GO): response to oxidative stress
Molecular function (GO): heme binding; peroxidase activity
Source: RefSeq, a predicted model, not a curated record
GCGAUCAGUUUCCUGCGAGGCGUCCGAUCGACCAGAAGUUUGGUUUGAGAGACGCGCGCGCACUCUUUUCCAUAUUCGUUAUUCGAACGGUGACCGCACAUGUUGUUGUUUACGCGAUCAGCCUGCCUUGCCUUGGGGAAUGAUAAGCCAUCGACGAGAAACUUGUUGAUUACAGCACGAAAAAGUCAAUGUGAAUCUCAUUAAGGAGAAGCAAGAACUCGCUUGACAUAGGCAGAAGUGACCAGAAUGAAGACAAUUGCAGUUAAAAUGCUGUUUUUACCGUUCUUUGUUGGAUAUUUCGCGUUGGUGGUUCAUGGGAAUGCGGCCGUGCAAGGUGCUAUUGACCCGCGAGUGACUUCCAAGCUCGAGCAACUGGCCACCAACCAGAACCUGCUUGAUGCUGUCACGUUCGGAGAAGAUGUUAUUGAUAAAUCAAAACGCCUGGAGCAGACGAUUGCGGAUUCCAAAAUGAAAGUAGUGAAGGGAAGCAUUUCCUACGCGCAGAUCAUCGAUGGAUACCCUACUCCAAGUACGCAAAAGCAGGACUACAUUGCGAGGACAGUGCUGAAGGCUACUUCGUAUUUUGUGAAUAGUUUUUGCAAACCGCAGCGAAUUUCCUCGUAUGACUGCGGUCAGUUUCUUUCGAGAAAGUCGAUUCCACAGAGUAAACUGCUAGAAAAGUGUAAAAAAAUUGUAGACUCGAAAACAUUUAGCGAUGAAUAUCGCCGCCUGCUACCUGCUAGUUACCAGGAUGGAAUUUACCGUUUCAGGAGAAGUGUUCUCGGCACGGAACUGCCCCACCCGAGAAACAUUUCGAGCAAAUUUCAUUUCACAUUAGCUCAGGGUAAAAAGGAUAGACAACACAGUGUGGCACUCGUCCAAUGGACGCAGUUUAUCGAACAUGACCUCGCCAAGACCACUGUUCAGACGACACACGAUGGAACCGACAUCGAGUGUUGCAGCAGCGAUCAUAACAAUGUCGUUCCACGGUAUCGUCAUCCGGCAUGCCAGCCAUUAUUGAUAGAUGAAGACGAUGCUUACUAUAAAACUCAACAUGUGACCUGCUUGAACUAUGUUCGGAGUGCUCUUUCACUCGGCAACAAGUGUAGCUUGGGUCCAGCCAAUCAACUCAAUCAGGCAACAAAUCGACUGGAUCUAUCCCAACUUUAUGGUAACCAUGAAAGUGAAACUAUGCCGAUGCGCACCAGGCACGGGGGAAAGCUAAAAUCUCAAAGCUUCAAUUCGAUGGAAUUUCUGGUAGCAAACACCGAUAAAAAGUUGUGUGUUGUUGACGAAACCCUCAACACCGUCUGCUAUUCUUCCGGUGAUACCCGAGUGAAUGUUAAUCCGUACGUUACCUUACUACACACACUGUUUUUGCGAUCGCAUAACCGUUUAGCGAAACACUUGGCUCUUAUUAACCCUCACUGGGAUGACGAGCGCUUGUUCGAGGUGGCCAGAAAGAUCAACAUACGAAUUUACCGUAAAAUUGUGCACGGUUGGGUGGAAACAGUGCUGGGAAGUCGAAUGCCGGCCGUUAAAUUGGCUAACGUUGAUUCGCGUGUCAGUAACGAAUUUGCGACAGCGGCUAUUCGGUUCUACAACACGAUGAUGCCCGGUGAAAUAAACGAUUUAGUACAGUCCAAUCAACAGACGGCUUUGGAGCUUGAGGAUUUAUUCUACAAACCGAAGGAUCUCCGCAAGAAGGAGUAUUUCGCGCAUUUAAUUAGUUCUGUCCUACAACAGAAUGCAAUGUCACUGGACACUAGCUACGUGGAUGACAUGGCACAGCUUCUGUUUAAAACACGAAACAUUGGAACUGACGUUCUGGCGCUGGAUAUUCAACGAGGUCGUGAUCACGGUUUGAGUAGCUACACCAGCUACUUCAAACUAUGUACCGGUAAAACCAUCACAGCCUGGUCCGAUCUAGCGGCGACUAUUACUCCGGAAGAUUUAAACACUCUCCAAUCCGCGUACGGAUCGGUCCAAGACAUUGAUCUCAUCAUAGGAGCUAUCGCGGAAAAACCUACUCCUGAGGCAACUGUUGGGCCAACACUUGCUUGCAUUAUCAAAGACCAACUCGCGCACUCAUUGGCGGCAGACGAUCACCAUCACCAUACCCAGCGAAUCGACGCCAUGUUGGCUAACUAUACUGCAGCGCGGUUCAUCUGCGACACGGCUCAAGUUGAGCAGGUGCAGCCAAACAUCUUCCGCCUGCCAAACGCCGGUAAAAAUGCACAAACGCGUUGCGCACAAUUCCCCGAACUAGAUUUCCGCACACUGCGAGAACCUUCACAGUAGACGCCGUAGACAGGGAUAAAUCGUUUGUAAGCCAUACCUACACAUCAGCGAAGAAACUGAAAACACCGUCCUCUUGAAUUAAGAGCUGGAUUGUCAUUAAAAAAUACAGCCCCCAUAGAGUAUGUUAUUCAGGGAACCUAUAAAAAGUUGAACAAUGUUCGUGAUUCGAAAUUAGCUUUAAAGUUUCUAUGAUAUAUAAUAGAACAGAGUUUUUUCUUGUAAGGUAUUCGAGCUGAAAAGCCGGUAGUAAAACGUGCCUUAGUACAUCCACGUUGUUUCUGUUUUCUAGUAGAAACAUGUGUUAGCCUUAAAGUUAACAUCGCCAGUAAAUGAGUGCUGAUUCAUUAUAAA